AGCUUCCACUUCCUGCCGCGCUGCUUGCCGGGAGUCUAGAACCUCCUGAUUUUUAAAGUAUCUCAGGACUAGUCUUUCCUCUAACCUGCUAGGUCCUGAAAGUUAUGAAAUAUUUUACUUCCCUCCGCUGCUCUGAAUAAGUUUCCAAAACUUCAGUUUGUUUACUGCUCUUAUAUUAAUCAACUUAUUAUUUCAAAGUGUCAAAAAUGAUUUCUUAGCAAAGAAGGUAAAGAAUGUGUCUUGUGGCAAUCUGUCAGGACCUGGGAACUGCUGCUUCUUCCGCCCGGGCCUGGUCGCUUCCGCGGAUCCCUUGCAGUCAUGUCGGCUGCAAUUGCAGCUCUGGCCGCUUCCUAUGGUUCAGGUUCGGGGUCCGAAUCAGACUCUGACAGUGAGGGCAGUCGUUGUCCGCUGCCAGCCGCCGACUCCCUCAUGCACUUGACCAAGUCGCCUUCGGCCAAGACUUCCCUGACAGUGGCGGUAGACUCGGCUCCAGAGGUGGCAGUUAAGGAAGACUUGGAGACUGGAGUCCACCUUGACCCUGCUGUCAAGGAAGUUCAGUAUAAUCCUACCUAUGAGACCAUGUUUGCUCCUGAGUUUGGACCAGAAAAUCCCUUCAGAACACAGCAAAUGGCUGCUCCUAGAAAUAUGCUUUCUGGAUAUGCUGAACCAGCUCAUAUCAAUGAUUUCAUGUUUGAACAGCAAAGGAGAACUUUUGUCACAUACGGUUAUGCAUUGGAUCCUUCAUUAGAUAAUCAUCAAGUAUCUGCUAAAUAUAUUGGUUCUGUAGAAGAAGCUGAAAAAAAUCAAGGUUUAACUGUAUUUGAAACUGGUCAGAAGAAAACAGAAAAGAGGAAAAAGUUCAAAGAAAAUGAUGCAUCUAAUAUUGAUGGUUUCUUGGGACCAUGGGCAAAAUAUGUGGAUGAAAAAGAUGUAGCCAAACCUUCAGAGGAAGAGCAAAAAGAAUUGGAUGAAAUCACAGCAAAGAGGCAGAAAAAGGGCAAACAGGAAGAAGAGAAACCUGGGGAGGAGAAGACAAUCUUACAUGUUAAAGAAAUGUAUGACUAUCAAGGCAGGUCCUAUCUUCACAUACCUCAGGAUGUUGGUGUUAAUCUACGGUCCACUAUACCACCUGAAAAAUGUUAUCUUCCCAAAAAACAAAUUCAUGUGUGGUCUGGACACACAAAGGGUGUCAGUGCAGUAAGAUUGUUUCCCCUCUCUGGCCAUUUAUUGCUGUCUUGUUCCAUGGACUGUAAAAUUAAGCUAUGGGAGGUUUAUGGAGACCGGCGCUGUCUACGAACAUUUAUUGGUCACGGUAAAGCUGUUAGGGACAUCUGUUUCAAUACUGCAGGAACCCAGUUCCUCAGCGCAGCCUAUGACAGGUAUCUUAAACUCUGGGACACUGAGACAGGACAGUGUAUAUCAAGAUUCACAAACCGAAAAGUACCCUAUUGUGUCAAAUUCAAUCCUGAUGAAGAUAAACAAAACCUUUUUGUAGCUGGGAUGUCUGAUAAAAAGAUUGUGCAAUGGGACAUUCGAAGUGGAGAAAUUGUGCAGGAAUAUGAUCGACAUUUGGGAGCUGUCAACACCAUUGUUUUUGUCGAUGAGAAUAGAAGAUUUGUGAGUACAUCUGAUGAUAAGAGCUUAAGAGUUUGGGAAUGGGAUAUCCCUGUGGAUUUCAAGUACAUAGCCGAACCCAGUAUGCACUCAAUGCCUGCAGUGACUUUGUCUCCAAACGGGAAAUGGCUAGCAUGCCAAUCAAUGGAUAACCAAAUCUUAAUUUUUGGAGCACAGAACAGAUUCAGACUGAAUAAGAAAAAAAUUUUUAAGGGCCAUAUGGUAGCAGGCUAUGCUUGUCAAGUGGACUUUUCACCAGAUAUGAGCUAUGUGAUUUCAGGAGAUGGAAAUGGAAAAUUAAACAUUUGGGACUGGAAGACCACAAAACUCUAUAGUCGAUUUAAAGCUCAUGAUAAAGUGUGCAUAGGUGCAGUGUGGCAUCCUCACGAAACAUCUAAAGUCAUCACAUGUGGCUGGGAUGGUCUCAUUAAAUUGUGGGAUUAAUGAGAUUGGUCCCUAAACUAUCUAGGAUCAUUUUUGAUCCAGUGUCAUAUUUAACUGUAUUUAAUUAUUAAAUGUGUUGGAUGACGACUUGAUUUAUAGAUAAUGUUUUUCUUACAUGGCUUUAUGAAAUUGACCCAUUGUUUAAGAAAAAAUUUGUAAAUUUGCCUCAUAUAAUGUCACCGGCAACUUCAUUUUAUUCUUUUUGGAUGUUAUUUAUGCAACAAAUAACCAUUGACUUUCUGUUUGAUAAGCAGUUCUUGUUGGCAAGCAGUUUGGAUUUAAUCCCCAUGACAUUACCAAAAAGAUCUUUUUGGUAUCAAGAAAGAAUCCCUACUAGAUCUGGGAUCCUCCAGAAAAUAAUGUAAUCAGUGACUCGGGAAGGCCCACAUACUUAUCUACCUGUUCAGUCAGGAGGGCAGUAGAGAACAAAGAUGAUGUAAUCACAUAUAUAUUUGAAAGAAGGAUAAAACCACCCACAAUUAACUGUUCCCAUUACACUUAGUGGGUCAAGGUCUAAACUUUCGGCUUCAUGAGUUCCACUAUUUUUUAUGACAUGUGCUGUAUAUUUUUAUUUGCAAAUCAGUAACCUUUUACUGUAACUGUCCUCUAAUUAUUAAAUAAUGUAAAAUGAAAAUCAGUCCGGAGUUCUCUGACCUUUUCCUGAUCAAUAUAGACAGGACUUACAUAUUUAAGCAGCGAAUUACAUUACUUUUGGAGAUGGAACUCAAGAGAAUGAGCCAAGGUUUUGAAUGUUGUUUUUAUUCACUGGCAGUAAAGACCUGGCGACACUUGAAGAAUUCAGAGUCUCCCAGGUCAUUGCUUCACCCAUCUUACUUCUGAAAUCCUCCUCAGAGAAGACAGGGUAUAAAGACGUAGUCCAAAAUGCCAACUUAGAGUUUCUUUGAAUUCGUGUUUUAUCUUUAAAAUGAUUCUGCUUUUGGUUGUAAAUAUAUGCAGAAUUUUUAAGAUUAGAAAAAAAUUAAAAUUUUUUUCCAACUCUGAAAAAAUUUACACUAUAAGAAGAUGGCUAGGGUUCCCCUGUUUGAAAAGCAGUGGCCUUCAUUUUUUAAAAAUAUGUUUAAAAGCUUCAGAUUAUGUAAUCAAGAUAGCCUCUUGAUUAAUAGAGCUAGCAGCACUUUAGUUUGCCGAGCUACUUCUCCUGUUUUAUUAUAAGUCUUAUGAGGUGUUUGAAUGUGGUUUGAAAUAUUUCAGUACACUGUUUACGAAAGACUGGCUCAGAGCGGCCCAGAGGGCCCACUUGGGAAGUGAAGGAAUGUUGCGUGUUGAAAGCCCAGGAGCCUUAAGCUCCAUGUUGCGUGCUUCCCUCACAGCAGUGCAUUCUCCGUGUUUUCAGAGAAUUUCCAUUUUUAAAAUAUAAUUUAAAGGCCUAGUGAGCCAGGAACAGUGAGUAGCAUAGGCUUUGUUAUCCAGCACUGUGGGAAGCUGAGAGAGGAGGACCACGAGUCCGAGCCAGCCUGGGUAACUUAGCAGAAUUUUUAAAAGGGUUGGGACAUAGCUCACUGUGAAGACUGUGGGUCAGUCCCCAGUACCACAAAAAGGGGAGAGGGGGAGCUGAUAAAUUAGCAGGCCCUAUAGCCACAUAUAAAUAAAUUCCAAAGAAAACAAAAACAGGACAUAAAAAUAGAGAUUUGAUACACGUGUACCCAAAGAAACAAGCACACUGCCUAGCUGCUUGCCAGUCUUUGUAUCCACAGCCAGGAGGAGUGUCAGCUAAGAGGAAGGAAUUAAGGCCUUUCUUUAGUCCCAACCACUGGUUUUGACAAAUGUGAAUUAUUAAAAUGAGAUGGGGCAAAAAAUAUCAUACAUCUUAAACUGUUCAGCACCAGUAUUGUUUAUGUUACAAAUUAUAAUUUUUAAAUCUGGAUUUAUUUUAUUGUGUUUUUGACUGUUUCUAAACUAAGCAGCUGUAUAUAAAAGUUUUCUGUUUUCUGAAAAUAU
This is a messenger RNA of Fukomys damarensis (Damara mole-rat), 4017 nucleotides long. It is a transcript of the gene Cdc40, whose product is annotated as cell division cycle 40. The record is from RefSeq and is a predicted model, not a curated record. Bases 319 to 2058 code for a protein of 579 amino acids. Lineage: Eukaryota; Metazoa; Chordata; Mammalia; Rodentia; Bathyergidae. The transcript has 15 exons. Gene Ontology annotation, biological process: mRNA splicing, via spliceosome. Gene Ontology annotation, molecular function: protein binding; mRNA binding. Gene Ontology annotation, cellular component: catalytic step 2 spliceosome.